Messenger RNA from Chaetomium strumarium, 252 nucleotides. RefSeq lists its product as uncharacterized. The record is from RefSeq and is a predicted model, not a curated record. The transcript is spliced from 2 exons. The coding region runs from base 1 to 252 and encodes 83 amino acids. Lineage: Eukaryota; Fungi; Ascomycota; Sordariomycetes; Sordariales; Chaetomiaceae.
AUGCCCGUGCAGAAGUUGGCCGAGAUGUCGGAGCCCCGUGCGAGCGACCAGACGCCGCCGCCAUUGGGGGGGCGGGGGAGCGUCGUCGAAAGGGAGUGGAAAUGGCAGGGAAGUCUGGCGUGCAGCCGCAUCCAGUACCAUGGCGAAAAUCUCCUUAGAGACCUCGCCGCCAUCACAUACCUCGCCGCCAUCACAUACCUCGCCGCCAUCACAUACCUCGCCGCCAUCACAUACCUCGCCGCCAUCACAUAA